CAUUGUGCAGCUUCCAGCCGCUCUGGUCUGACUGAACAAACACUUUCACUUUUGUUUCUGAUGAAAUGGAGAGAGGCGGACACGAAGCUGCUAAACUUCGCGGGAUUGGAGCAGAACAAAGCAGAACCUAUUGAAAGACAUGUUUACAUGAGCAAGUUUGAAGACUGAUUAACUCGAACCAGCAAAACAGCCGGUUUGCACUGGUCCACACCCUGUCCCACUUUACUUUCAGUUUUCACUCGAUGCGCCUGGAAAGGUUCAUUAAGAAACUAUGGCAAGUCAACGGGAUAUUCAUCUUCAUGGAGAGUCUCUUACAAUAGUGAAAAGAUGUGGAGCACCUUUGUGUGAGAUCCUUGACACUAAAUUUGGAUGUGUGGCCACCAUUGUGGGUGUGCAGCAGGAGAACGAGAGUAGCACUCCAUAUCUGAGACGACCACCAACCGUUCCUCCACAGAAGAGACUUGAAAUCAUGAUGCCUUCUGGUGUAAAGGUGUCUGUGGUGAAGGCUGAUCUCACCAACUUCCAAGCUGAUGCUGUUGUGAAUGCAGCUAAUAAAGAGUUAAAGCACAUAGGAGGCCUUGCUCGAGCUUUGUCCACUGCUGGUGGCCCUAAAAUACAAAAGGAAAGUGAGGAUUAUGUCAAGAAGUAUGGGAAAUUAAAAACAGGGGAGGCAGUUGUUUUUGAUGCAGGGCUACUACCAUGCAAAAAGAUCAUUCAUGCUGUGGGUCCAGAGCUGCCAUACUACCCUACAAAGAAUAAUGUGUUACAGGCAGAACCGUUAUUGAAGAAAACUAUUUGGAGCAUUCUUGACAUAGUUGAAAAACACGGUCUGGUGAAUGUUGCCAUUCCUGCCAUAAGCUCUGGAUUGUUCAACUACCCACUGCCAGAAUGUGCCCACACCAUAGUAUCCGCUGUUAAAGAGUAUUAUAUGCGGCUGUCCCCUAUUAGACCUGUUGCUCAAGAGAUCUUCCUAGUGAACCAUGAUGAUCCCACAGUGCAGGCAAUUGAAAACGCAUGCCAUCAGAUAUUCCAUCCUCAACAGCACCAAUCCUAUAGCCAGGCUGCAGCAAAAAAUACCAGGAGCACUGAUCCUCAAAACCCACCACCUUCAGUCCAGAUUGGAAAUGUUGUUCUGAAAUUGAAGAAGGGUAACAUUGAGGAACAAAAGACAGAUGUCAUUGUUAACACUGCAUCAAAAAACAAAGACCUGAGCAAGGGUAAAAUUUCCAGUGCUAUACUGGAUAAAGCAGGUUUUCAAAUGCAACAUGAAAUAUGGAACGAUAACUCGAGGGGCUGUAUUGUCAAUACACGACCUUACAGACUGCACUGCAAAGAGGUGUUUCACACUUUUUGUACUGAAAAAAGACUUGAUCCAGCAGCAGAUCACAUCCUUUACAAUUCAGUAUUGGAGUGCUUAAAAAGAGCUGCUGCACAGCAUUACACCUCAAUCAGCUUCCCUGCUAUUGGCACUGGAGCCCUUGGAUUUAGUAAAGAUGAGUCUGCGACAAUAAUGUUGCAAGCAGUUUUUGAUUUUUCACUAAACUUUCAAAACAAGAUGGAGGUUUACUUGGUCAUAUUUCCCUCUGACCAUGAAACAUUCCAGGCCUUUCUGAAAAAAAUGGGACAUUUCCAACAAGGAUCAGCCUCUUCCAGCUCUUCACUCGAGGUAUCAGGAGGAGGAGGGAAAUUCAGCCAUCAUUCUCACCAGCAACAAUCUCCAGGUCAUUCUUGGGGAUCCCAAGGUCACACCAGGCCAGAAGCAUCUUGGGAUAAAGCUGAUUCCCCCACCAGCAGGGCUCAAACUCCAAAAAUCAGCUUGCUUGGUCCAUCUGAUGAAUCAACAAAAGAGGCUGAGAAAUGGCUCACUGACCUUCUUUCUAUGCAUUCCCACACUGUCAAGAUCUACAACAACUUUAUCUUGCACUUUAGUGAGGAAGACCAUCUGAGGCUGUCCGUUGUCGCUGAAAAUGAGUUAAUUGAAGAGUUUUUCACACAAGGUCAUGCGUGUAUAGAAAUAAAUGGAGAGACAAAGGAAGACACUGUUUUUGCUGCCCUGGAGGUUGAGGCCAUGCUCUGUAAAAUCCAGAAGGACUUUAUCUCAGAGGAAGAAGGUGACCUGCAGAUGAUGUCUCAAACUGAUAAAUCCUGUAAAAGGGAGACUGUUGAAAAGUCAAGUAAAGUAUUCUUGGAUCGAUCUGAUGCAUUCAGCUUUCACGGGCUCAGAGUAAUGAAGGUGGAAAAAAUCGAAAACAAUCCUCUGAAGUUGAUGUUCGACAUGAAGAAAAAGCAGCUUGGCAUCUCCUCUUCUAAAAUUAUGUUUCAGUGCAUCCCAGCACAGUUUUGUGAGAUGAUCAGUAGGAUUGGGUUCCAGGCUGAGUGUGCGCCGCCUGAAGAUCAAAGAUACGGAGAGGGCAUUUACUUUGCAAGUACUAUUAAGAAGGCCCUGGAUCUGUGGAAGAAUAGAAGGGAAGAGUACCUGUACUUUGUGGAGGCUGAGGUUCUGAAGGGAAAGUCAGUUCCUGGUAAACCAGAACUCAUAAUGCCUCCUGCCGUGGACAGAGAUCCCAGCAUUGUCUAUGACAGCGUGGAUGGAGGCCCUGAUAUCUCCGUUAUCUUCAGUGGUUAUCAAGCUUUACCCAAGUAUAUCAUCAUCUGUAAGAAGGAAGGAAAAGGAAGUGGUUUACUUGUUUAGGGAGAGUCUUUGAGUUAUGUUGCUCAUAGUUCAAUAUAAGAAAUUCAUGUGAUGUAAAAUAUGAUCAAAUAGAAGCACCAGGAAAAUAACCCAAGUUUAUCAAUGAUACAAAAGAUGCCUCAGUUAUCAGCUUUACUUUCAGCCUCACUGAAAUGAUUUAAAUACACACUUAUUUAGUUCAAGUAAGAAAUUCAAGAACAUCUAAAAAUCCAGAUUUAAAAUUAGCUUAAUAAUCUUAUAAGCAACAAAAAUAUGUGUUAGUUUAUUACUUUAAGUCUAAAAAAUAUUUUCGAUAGAUCCUUAAAGAUAUUUAGUUUUUUUUGUAAAUAAAUCAGUAGUGUGAAAGUUUUUCAGUCUUUAAAAUCUUUGUGAAAAUCUUUAAAAAAAUAUAGAUUUAGGUUUUGUCUUAUUAUCCUUUUUAUGAAUCCUUUGUUUGAAAAUUGUUUUGGGGAAAAUGUAAAGCACCCCUUUAUAUUUUACUGUAUUAAAAAUGUAUAUCUUUUUUGUUGAGUCAUUAAAUCUACAAAUGAAUCAGUUUAUUUUACUUUACAUUCUCUUAGCGAUCAUUCUUCAUUUUCCCUUGAUAAAAAAAAAAUCUUCAUUUAGGUGCUUUUUAGCACAUCUGCUUGUAUAUUUCAUGGGGAUCUUUAACUAUUAUUGUAUCAAAGUGUCUAAAUUUAAUAAAAGUUAAACCAAUUUCUGUAUACCUCACCAAAAUAUGAUCAGCUUGAGAUUUAAUGAAGCUAAAUAUAGUUUGCAUUUAUCAUACACUCUUGAAUCAUUCUUGAAUUUUUCACCAACUUCUUAAAAUCUAAAAUA
This is a messenger RNA of Cyprinodon variegatus (sheepshead minnow), 3511 nucleotides long. RefSeq names its product poly [ADP-ribose] polymerase 9-like. Gene Ontology annotation, biological process: negative regulation of gene expression; positive regulation of type II interferon-mediated signaling pathway. Gene Ontology annotation, molecular function: transcription corepressor activity; ubiquitin-like protein ligase binding. The record is from RefSeq and is a predicted model, not a curated record. The coding region runs from base 272 to 2692 and encodes 806 amino acids. The transcript is spliced from 9 exons. Lineage: Eukaryota; Metazoa; Chordata; Actinopteri; Cyprinodontiformes; Cyprinodontidae. Gene Ontology annotation, cellular component: nucleus; cytoplasm.